CUUCUUCCCGCUGCUCUUUUCCUUUGGUCCGAUCGUCCGUUUCUCCCGAUUCUUCGUGCUUCGGUGUGAUUAGUUCAUCUCUUUUCCGGCUCGAUCAGCUCGGGAAUCGGCUGUAAUCUGCAGUUAUUUUUUUUUUUCUUACUGCUGAUCGUCUUGUGGUGUGGAGUGUCCGUUCUCUCGUGGAAUUUCAUGCGUUGGCCUAAUUAAACCGGGGGAGCGAACUGCUCUUCGGGAAACUCUUGCAUGAUAAUUGCCUGCGGCUGGAUCGUUAGGAUUUUCUCCUUUUCAUUGGCAAUUCAGAAGUGAGAUUUCGUGUUCUCGAAAGUGCUGCAUUUACGUUUCGGAGCUACAUGGUGACGCAUGGCCGGCGGCUCGUGGUGAUUAAAAGUAUCUUUUCAUCCUAGGUUGCCCUCCACUGGAAUACUUCAAGAUGGUCGACUUACCUAAUUAUGUGGAUAGUACCUUUGAUCAUGAAGCAACCGGAGAUGUAGUGCCGAAGCCCGAGGUUUUGGAUGUGGAGUUACCGCCGCAGACCAUCUAUGCGAGGCAUACGGGGAAUGAUGGCGCAAGUUCAUCUGGAAGCAAUUUGAGAUCGCUUUUCAUCGGAAUGGGCUUCAAACCAUCUCUUGUUGACAAAGUAAUUAGAGAAAGGGGUGGGAAUCUGGGGGACGAGUCUGUUGACUUGAUACUAGAGACUCUCAUAGGAUAUUCAGGUAAUCAGAAAUCAAAGUCUGAAUCUUCAGAUUCGCUGGAUUGCUUGUUCGAUGAUGAUGAUGAUGCGACCAGUCAUCCAGAACUUUCAACAGUUAUCGAACCAAAAGAGGAAUCUGUCUUUGUUGGGGGAGUCUAUGAUGAAAAAAGGGCGUCAUUGCAGAUGAUGCAUUUCUCUGCGAAGGAUAUUGAUUUUGCGUUUGCUAGGCUUGGUGAAAAUGCAACCGUUGAUGAGAUGGUGGACUUCAUUGUUGCUGCCCAAAUAGCUGAAAAGUUUAGAAAGGGCACAACUGAUAGAACUAAUAACAAUGAAGAUAAUAUUGAGGAGAAUAAUGAUGAGAAAUUGUUCGGGACUAUGGAUAAGACACUCAGGUUGCUUGAAAUGGGUUUCUCUGAGAAUGAAGUGUCAUCUGCAUUUGAGAGAUUCGGUACGGAAGUUUCAAUUGAUGAACUUGCUGAGUCAAUUCUUGCUGGUCCACUUGCUGGAAAGUUUGUUCAGAAAGAUAAGCAUUCUUCUUCUUGUUUCCGUGAAAAUUACUGGCAUAUCACAAACUAUGAAGAAUAUCAUGGUAUAGAGAUGAAGAAUCACGUGAGAAGCAACUCAUAUGGUCUUACAACUGUAAAAACCGAGGAUUUUGGUGCAGAUGCCUCAUCACAGUCUAGUUAUGACAACAGGGAUGGUCUUCAAGGAAAGAGGCCAAAAGAAGAGAAUUUUGAUGACUUUCCAGAUGCUGUAUCUAACUGUAGGCGAUUUGACUUUGAGGACAUUCGUAAGGGGAAAAGGCCAAAGCGAGAGUCUACUGAUGACUCUAGCUCUUGCCUCGGAUCUACAUUGUCUGAACGAAAAGCCGGCACUGAAUACACUGGAAUCGUCACAAACAAAUCAUUUGGAUCGAAUCCUUCCAAAGGCCUUGAUCAAGUGGUAGCGAAACCUCCGUAUUUCUUUUAUGGGAGUGUCGUCAACCUUUCUCAGGAGUCUUGGGCAAAAGUUUCUCAGUUCUUGUAUGCGCUUGAGCCUGAAUUUGUGAAUAGUCAGUACUUUUCCGCAUUGACUAGGAAGGAAGGCUACGUGCACAACCUUCCAACAGAAAAUAGAUCUCAUAUACUACCCAAGCCGCCAAUGACCAUCGAGAAUGCAAUACCACAUACAAAAAGAUGGUGGCCAUCAUGGGAUACACGGAAACAGUUGAGCUGCAUUAAUCCUGAAACAAGUGGCCUGUCGCCUUUGUGUGAUAGACUUGGUAGAGUUCUGACAGAUUCGCGAGGGUUGCUUUCGUCUGAACAGCAAAGGGACAUCCUUCAUCACUGUCGAGCCCGAAACCUUAUUUGGGUUGGUCAAUACAAAUUGGCACCGGUAGAGCCUCACCAUUUGGAAUCCAUCCUUGGCUACCCGCUAAAUCAUACUCACUUCGAUGACAUUAACUUAAAUGAGAGACUGGAAUCCCUUAGGCACUGUUUCCAGACAGAUGUCUUAGGGUAUCAUCUAUCUGUGUUAAAGUCGAUGUUCCCUGAUGGACUGACUGUGCUAUCCAUUUUUAGUGGAAUCGGCGGAGCCGAAGUAGCCUUGCAUCGGCUUGGCAUCCGUUUGAAAGGUGUAGUCUCCAUAGAGACCUCGGAAACAAGACGCAGAAUUCUAAGGCGAUGGUGGGGUAAUAGUGAGCAAACUGGGGAAUUGAUGCAGAUUGACGGCAUACAGAGGCUGACCACUAGCAAGCUCGAGAACUUGUUUUCUAAGUUUGGAGGUUUUGACCUCCUCAUUUGUCAGAACCCAUGCAUUCUCUCUACUAGUCAGAAGUCGGCUGCAGAUGGCGAGAAUUUACCAGGUUUCGAUUUUUCAUUGUUUUACGAGUUUGUACGUAUUCUGCAACGGGUAAGGAGUAUGAUGGAGAGAAAGGGGUGAUCUAGGUUUGCUGAUCACUGUAGAUUUCACUUCUGCUAUUCUAAUCAUCCGUCUUGUAGUUGUUUUCAGAUGCCUAACAUUUAUAUUUUUCGACCAAUGUGGAAAAUUAGGCUGAACUAUGGCAUCAACAAUAUGCAGUUCAAUUUGCUAAUGUUUAUCAGAUGAGUUGAUUUUACUAA
Syzygium oleosum is the source of this 2790-nucleotide messenger RNA. Its product is annotated as probable inactive DNA (cytosine-5)-methyltransferase DRM3. The record is from RefSeq and is a predicted model, not a curated record. Gene Ontology annotation, cellular component: nucleus. The coding region runs from base 431 to 2611 and encodes 726 amino acids. Gene Ontology annotation, molecular function: methyltransferase activity. NCBI's taxonomy places the organism in Eukaryota, Viridiplantae, Streptophyta, Magnoliopsida, Myrtales, Myrtaceae. The transcript is spliced from 11 exons.